GUGCGAGUACGUGGUAAUUAAGUACUAGACAAAGAGUAACACAAUAACUGCAGAAUCCCAAGCUGGAGCUCGUCAGCAUGCUGUGUCCCAGUCCAACGGAUCGGAUACAUGUGCUGAAAUAUAGGUGCUCUAUAACAACAGACUUAUUGCGCGUAUCUCGGCUGCUUUUAUUCUCGGUACAUUCCACCCAAUUUUGUCUCUUCCUACAUCACAGAUUAUGUACACGCACUCUUUUCGGAUUAUCCGAGAUUCAGCCACGACAUCAAUAAGCACCUAUCACGUCCCAGUCCCGAUCCCAAUAGUACCGGGAGUGUUUCCAACGGUGUCAACCCUUAAUUAAAAAGAUGGUGCUACUUGUGCAAGCAUGCCGAUACUAUCACAACGGUAAAUUGGAUCUGCAACGAACAGAUCCCGGGCUGCGUUGGCCGAUAGAUUCGACAGGGAUGACUUGGUUGGAUCGUAUUACUUGUACGUAUAUAGUACUAAUUGUCAGCUGGAUCGCUGGAUUUACACUUUGCUUUUCAUGCCUUUCAUAUUCUAUCGAUCCAAAUUAACUCUGUACACACUUCAAACAUUAUAACUCUA
Aspergillus ruber CBS 135680 is the source of this 585-nucleotide messenger RNA. RefSeq lists its product as uncharacterized. The transcript is spliced from 2 exons. The record is from RefSeq and is a predicted model, not a curated record. Bases 345 to 554 code for a protein of 69 amino acids. Lineage: Eukaryota; Fungi; Ascomycota; Eurotiomycetes; Eurotiales; Aspergillaceae.